UUCACACUUUCGCCGAUCGCCAGCUCUGAACUCGUCACCGUCUCUUCUCUGAACUCGUCUCCGUCUCCGUCUCGAUUUCGUUUCGCAGAGACACACGUCAUGGCUACAUUACCACUGCCACUUACUAUCCUAUCUUUGGUUGCGGCAGGAAUCGUAGCAGGCCACAACGUCACCAUCUCUCUAUUGGACUCCGCUAUUGCCAGAGGAGCUGUCUGUCUAGACGGCACCCCUCCGGCCUAUGCUUAUAGCCCAGGGUUCGGAGACGGAUACGACAACUGGCACGUAUUCCUACAGGGUGGUGGGUGGUGCCAGAAUGUAGAUGCCUGCCUCGAUAGAGCCAGAAGUUCCAAUGGAAGUAGUGCUAAGCUUAUGUCGACGCAGAAUGGUAUCGUAUCCUUUGGAGGGAUGCUCGACGCCAAUUCCACCUUUAAUCCUGAUUUCUACAAUUGGCACGUGGUCAAAAUCUUCUACUGUGACGGCUCUUCUCUCAUGUCCGAUGUUGAGGAUGUAGACCCGAAAUACAACCUGACUUACAGAGGUGCGAGAAUAUAUGAUGCCAUGAUGGAUGAGCUUCUACGAAUCGGAAUGGGAAAUGCUAAAAAUGCUUUAUUGUCAGGCACUUCGGCAGGUGGAUUAGCCACUACUUUACAUUGUGAUAAGUUCCAUCCAAUCGUUGUUUCACAACACAACUAGGGUGAAGUGCGUGUCUGAUUCAGGCUUUUUUGUUCAUGGAGAGCAUUUUAUGGGAGCUGAUUGGAGAGAAGCUUUCUUCUUUAAUGUGAUAUCAGCACAUG
This is a messenger RNA of Salvia splendens (bonfire salvia), 794 nucleotides long. RefSeq names its product pectin acetylesterase 11-like. The coding region runs from base 100 to 693 and encodes 197 amino acids. The record is from RefSeq and is a predicted model, not a curated record. Gene Ontology annotation, biological process: cell wall organization. The transcript is spliced from 8 exons. Gene Ontology annotation, cellular component: plant-type cell wall. Gene Ontology annotation, molecular function: pectin acetylesterase activity. NCBI's taxonomy places the organism in Eukaryota, Viridiplantae, Streptophyta, Magnoliopsida, Lamiales, Lamiaceae.